This is a messenger RNA of Chrysochloris asiatica (Cape golden mole), 1494 nucleotides long. RefSeq names its product X-linked inhibitor of apoptosis (gene XIAP). Lineage: Eukaryota; Metazoa; Chordata; Mammalia; Afrosoricida; Chrysochloridae. The transcript is spliced from 6 exons. Gene Ontology annotation, cellular component: cytoplasm; nucleus. Gene Ontology annotation, molecular function: ubiquitin protein ligase activity; cysteine-type endopeptidase inhibitor activity involved in apoptotic process. The record is from RefSeq and is a predicted model, not a curated record. Bases 1 to 1494 code for a protein of 497 amino acids. Gene Ontology annotation, biological process: regulation of cell cycle; negative regulation of apoptotic process; positive regulation of protein ubiquitination.
AUGACUUUUAACAAUUUUGAAGGAUGUAAAACUUUUGUGCCUGCAGACAUCAAUAAAGAUGAAGAAUUUGUAGAAGAAUUCGAUAGAUUAAAAACUUUUGCUAAUUUUCCAAGUAGUAGUCCUGUUUCAGCAUCAACACUGGCACGAGCUGGUUUUCUCUAUACGGGUGAAAGAGACAUUGUGCGGUGCUUUAGUUGUAAUGCAACAGUUGAUAGAUGGCAAUAUGGAGACUCAGCAAUUGGAAGACAUGGGAAGGCAUCCCCAAGUUGCAAAUUUAUCAGUGGCUUUUAUUUGGAAAACAAUGCUGCACAACCUGUAAAUCCUGGUGUCCAAAAUGGUCAGUACAAAGCUGAAAACUAUCCAGGAAACCGAAAUCGUUUUGUUGUAGACAGGCCAUCUGAGACUCAGGCAGACUAUCUUUUGAGAACUGGGCAAGUUGUAGAUUUAUCAGACACCAUAUACCCACGUAAUCCUGAAAUGGGUAGUGAAGAAGCUAGGUUGAAGUCAUUUCAGAACUGGCCAGACUAUGCUCACUUAACCCCAAGAGAGUUAGCUAGGGCUGGACUCUACUACACAGGUAUCGGUGAUCAAGUACAGUGCUUUUGCUGUGGUGGAAAACUGAAAAAUUGGGAACCUUGUGAUCGUGCAUGGUCAGAACACAGGCGACACUUUCCCAAUUGCUUCUUUGUUUUGGGCCGGAAUGUUAAUGCGCGAAGUGAAUUUGAUGUCUUGAGUUCUGAUAGGAAUUUUUCAAAUUCAACAAAUCCUCCAAGAUAUCCAGCCAUGGCAGAUUAUGAAGCACGGAUCAUGACUUUUGGGACGUGGAUAUACUCCGUUAACAAGGAGCAGCUGGCAAGAGCUGGAUUUUAUGCUUUAGGUGACGGAGAUAAAGUAAUGUGCUUUCACUGUGGAGGAGGGCUAACUGAUUGGAAGCACAAUGAAGAUCCUUGGGAACAACAUGCUAAGUGGCAUCCAGGGUGUAAAUAUCUGUUAGAAGAGAAGGGGCAUGAAUAUGUAAACAAUAUUCAUUUAACCCGUUCACUUGAGGAGCCUCUGGCAAAAGCUGCUGAAAAAAUACCAUCAUUAACUAAAAGAAUUGAUGAUACCAUCUUUCAAAAUUCUAUGGUACAAGAAGCUACACAAAUGGGAUUCAGUUUCAAGGACAUUAAGAAAAUAAUGGAGGAAAAAAUUCAGACAUCUGGGAGCAACUAUAAAUCACUUGAUGUUUUGGUUGCAGAUCUAGUGAGUGCUCAGAAAGACAGUACACAAGAUGAAACAAGUCAGACUUCAUUGCAGAAAGAGAUUAGUGCUGAGGAGCAACUAAGACUCCUGCAAGAGGAGAAGCUUUGCAAAAUCUGUAUGGAUAGAAAUACUGCUGUCGUUUUUAUUCCUUGUGGGCAUCUGGUCACUUGUAAGCAAUGUGCUGAAGCAGUUGACAGAUGUCCCAUGUGCUACACGGUCAUUACUUUCAAACAAAAAAUUUUUAUGUCUUAA